Cetraspora pellucida is the source of this 1157-nucleotide messenger RNA. NCBI's taxonomy places the organism in Eukaryota, Fungi, Glomeromycota, Glomeromycetes, Diversisporales, Gigasporaceae. The record is from the annotation of a GenBank genome assembly.
AUGUUGUCGGCUACUAACGAGCGACGUCCUUCAGUUGGUUCCAAUAUAACACCGAGCGUAGGUGUAAGAAGGCCUUCAGACGAAAACCUUUCACCAAUUUAUAGCGACUCAACAUAUUCCAAUGACCGCCCACCUUCUCCAUUAGCGUCGCCAGCAUUCUCUAGUUUCACAAUACCUAGCGGUCCUUUCUCCACACUUGAGGCUCGUUCACGUUCAUCCUCCGUAUCUAGCAUGCAUUCCUCGGGUGGUUACCAUCACGACGAUUUUCAAUCAGAGCAAAAUUUGCCAUUGUCAAACUCUUUUCAACAAGCACCUAGUGAUUUAGCAUUGGCUGCAGGUGAAACAGCCUUCUCCAAACGUAAACAUUCACCACCAGAUCGAAUAGUUACAGACCUUGGAGGCUCUGCCUUAGAUUAUCCUCCUAGUUCUAGUGCAACUUCAUUAACUCGUAGGGUUCACAUAACUGGACAUACUCAUGAUCGAAGUAGAUCUACCUCAAUAGACGGAGAUAUCGAAGACUCUGCUUGGCCAUUAGAGAGGGUGUUACGUUGGCUCGAUGAAAACCAUUUUAAAAACAAAUUAUACGGUGAAGACUUUUUUGCACUUACUAACUGGAAGAAAAGCAAGACUAUAAAGGGUAUUGAUAAUCGAUCUAAAUUGAUAACGGCUAUUAGAAAACUUCGUGAUAGCAGGCCAAAACGUCAGUCGUUUUCUGAGAAGGAUACGCAGACUUUAGGUGGGAGUCCACCUCUCGAAAAUAUGCAAAGCCCAAUUACCGGCCCAUUGUCUUCAACUAAUUCUCCAAUAAUUGGUCAAUAUUCACCUACAACUCCAAACAUUCCGAAUGGUUCUACCAUUCAAAAUAAAUUAAAAUUAUCUACUAGUGUUCCAGAGUUGCGUAACUUCAGUCAAAAGGGGCCGAUUACCAGCCCUAUAAUUAAUCCUCGAACAUCCUCAAUUGGUUGGGACAAAGAGAGUAAUAGGAGUCUUUCUCCAAAUUCUGCCAUUCCUGAACAUGAAUCGCAAACAAAUUCUUUUGGUAUUACCGCAGGACUAAAAUUUGUGGCGGCGAUGUCAAUUUCACAUUUGCCAGAGCAGUCACAAUCUUUUGCUGCUUCACAUUCACAUAAUUUUCAUAAUCAACCUGUUGCACAACA